AACUUGGAGCGAAUCUCCAUAAUGGCGAAUCUGGCUGUAUCACGCUUGAAGCGCGAUUUCAAAGAAGUCAUGGAGAGCAACGAGAUGGUGCAGUGUUCGAUCAAAAUCGAACUUGCCAAUGACAAUUGGACAGAGCUACGGGGUGAAAUCGGAGGCCCUCCCGAAACGCCCUACGAAGGGGGAAAUUUUAUACUGGAAAUUAAAGUGCCCGAGACAUAUCCCUUUAAUCCGCCAAAGGUUCGUUUCAUUACGCGCAUCUGGCACCCGAACAUAUCAUCUGUGACUGGCGCUAUUUGCCUGGACAUACUCAAGAACAAGUGGGCAGCGGGGAUGACGAUGCGCACGGUGUUGCUGUCCCUGCAGGCCUUGCUGGCCGCUGCCGAGCCCGACGAUCCGCAGGACGCCGUGGUAGCACACCAGUAUAAGGAAAAGCACGAUCUGUUUCUGCUUACGGCAAAGCACUGGACAAAUGCUUACGCAGGGGGUCCGCACAACUUCCCCGAUUGUGAUUCAAAAACUCAACGCCUCAGGGACAUGGGUAUCGACGAGCAUAAGGCGCGCGGCGUUCUCUCUAAGGAGAACUGGAACUUGGAAAAAGCGACUGAGUGCCUUUUCCGUUAGUUGGCUGAGAGUAAC
Drosophila subobscura is the source of this 636-nucleotide messenger RNA. RefSeq names its product ubiquitin-conjugating enzyme E2-22 kDa-like. The transcript is spliced from 3 exons. The record is from RefSeq and is a predicted model, not a curated record. Gene Ontology annotation, cellular component: nucleus. Gene Ontology annotation, molecular function: protein binding; ubiquitin conjugating enzyme activity. The coding region runs from base 22 to 621 and encodes 199 amino acids. Gene Ontology annotation, biological process: protein polyubiquitination; proteasome-mediated ubiquitin-dependent protein catabolic process. Lineage: Eukaryota; Metazoa; Arthropoda; Insecta; Diptera; Drosophilidae.